Closterium sp. Naga37s-1 is the source of this 696-nucleotide messenger RNA. Lineage: Eukaryota; Viridiplantae; Streptophyta; Zygnematophyceae; Desmidiales; Closteriaceae. The record is from the annotation of a GenBank genome assembly.
AUGGACAACUGGGCUCUUGACAGCCCCCACUCUCUCUCUGGUGCCCUUCCAUGUCCCCCACUCUCUGCUCCAUUCCCCCACCUAACCCGCUUCCCCCUUCCCUCGUCGCUCUCCCUUCCCUCCCAGGUGAGGGAGAUGGCAAGCAAGCACCACCCGCAUCUCGUGCGGCUGCUGGGCUAUUGCAUUGACUUCAACCCAUCCACACGCCACAUCGAGCAGAUCUUGUGUUUUCUGGUGCUCAUGCAAGCAACUGCAAUUUUCUGGUGCUCACGCUCUUCUGUGGGCAGCUUUGGGGUGGUGAUGCUGGUGGUGAUCACGGCACGCAAGGCCGUUCACAUGGCAGGCGACAUUCAGAUCAACCUCAAGCAGUGGGUGGCUCCCCUGGUGGCAUCUGGUGAUGUGGCAGCAUUCAAGGACCCUCACUUGGAUGCUCCAGAUGACUUGCUGCUGCGCCUGGCUCGCCUCGCCCUCACCUGCACGGCCAUGCCCACUGCCUCCCGCCCCACCAUGGGCCGCGUGUUGGGCGAUCUGCUGAACAUGAAGGAGGAGGUGCUUGGGGGGGCUGAGGCGCACAGGGCUGCAUGCCGCAUUGACAGAGAGAUCGGCAGCUCAGCGGCUCACACGGUGGACUUUGAUGCCCAGCUGGCUCGUGUGGAGCAGAUGGGAACUCAGGGCCGUUCAUCUAGUGAUGCAUGA